Nothobranchius furzeri (turquoise killifish) is the source of this 2013-nucleotide messenger RNA. RefSeq names its product protein kinase, AMP-activated, beta 1 non-catalytic subunit, b (gene prkab1b). Gene Ontology annotation, molecular function: protein kinase binding. NCBI's taxonomy places the organism in Eukaryota, Metazoa, Chordata, Actinopteri, Cyprinodontiformes, Nothobranchiidae. The record is from RefSeq and is a predicted model, not a curated record. Gene Ontology annotation, biological process: signal transduction. Gene Ontology annotation, cellular component: nucleotide-activated protein kinase complex; cytoplasm; nucleus.
GGUGUGUUCUCUCUGUUCAAGUUUCCUCCAAAUGGCGAAAACAGCCGAGAGACGGUUGAUAGGGUUGAUCCAGCGGGAGAGGAAAGCAAGCAGAAUCAGUAGAAGGUAGAAAGUCAGAAUUCAGCUCAUCGGUGUUUAAUAAUCUGUGGGAGAAAACAGAGUCGAGUCUUUUCAGCCAAACUACAACUUCUCUGCUCCAAAGACGGAAACGGCUGAGUGGGUCGGGACUUGAAGACCUUUGUACGAGUCUAAACAACAAACAGAUGUAGCUUACACUAAAACACGCCGCUCUAGUUACACCGGAGAAGAUUUAGUGUUCGGGAUGGGGAACAGCAGCAGUGACCGAUCCAGCGGGGAGAGGUCCUUCAGAGAUGGACAUUCAGGAGGAAAAGAGGCUCGACCCAACAUCCUGAUGGACAGCUCUGAGGAUGCAGACCUGUUCCACAGAGAUGAUCCUAAUAAGGCUUCGUCAGACAUGCAGGAAUUCCUGGCAUGGCAGCAUGACCUGGACUGUGACAGUAAGAGCCCAACGCAGGCCAAACCAACGGUGUUCAGGUGGGCUGGAGGUGCCAAGGAAGUCUACGUGUCUGGGUCUUUUAACAACUGGGCCACCAAGAUCCCACUCAACAGAAGUCAGAAUAACUUUGUGGCUAUAGUGGAUCUGCCGGAGGGGGAGCACCACUAUAAAUUUUGCGUAGAUGGUCAGUGGAUGUUGGAUCCGACUGGGGCUGUGACGACCUCUAAAACUGGAACUGUCAACAACAUCAUACAGGUGAAAAGAACUGACUUUGAAGUCUUUGAUGCCCUCAGGAUUGACUCGCAGGAUUCAACAGAUCCGUCUGACCUGUCCAGUUCCCCGCCUGGUCCCUACCAGCAGGACGGAUAUGUGAUCAAACCAGAGGACAAGAUCAAACAACCUCCCAUCUUACCGCCUCACCUGCUCCAAGUGCUGCUCAACAAGGACACGGGUGUCUCUUGUGACCCGACGCUGCUUCCAGAGCCCAACCACGUUAUGCUCAACCACCUGUACGCCCUCUCCAUCAAGGACGGGGUAAUGGUUCUCAGUGCUACACACCGAUACAAAAAGAAGUAUGUGACCACUCUCCUGUACAAACCGAUUUAACCUGCGGAGAGGAAAUCAAGCUUCUAGCUGCUGUUUGUUCUCUUCUGUGGAAACUGGACCAAAAUCCAUUCCUGUUCGUUUGAAAAAAAAUCUCUCAAGCUGAUUUCUUUUAACCGGUUUGUAGAUUUUUCAGCCUUUUUGCUAAACUUUUUUUUUUUAACAAAUCAGUCUGUUCAGACUCACUACGGUGUGAGAUUAGGAUUCAUUCUUCCUUCAUCAGAUCCACGUUUGUCACAAAAACCUGUAAAUCAUCUUUUUAACUCACUUUACAUGCAGAGAACACACUAAUGAAUGCACCAGCACUACCACGCCUAUAUGUUUUAUACCUAGCAAAGUGUUUUAUGUGUCUCUUUCUGAACCUCAACAACAAACAGAAAUGUCCAAAUGAAAGUACGUCCUCACCUAAACAGUUAAGUAUUAAUGCUUAAGGACAUUAAUAAAGGAAUGCAUCAUUUGAAGGAAUGCACAUUGUUUCCUGUGUGCCAGAGUUUUAAAUGAAGAUCAUUUAAUGUGGAAACGUUUUGGAUUUAACAUUUUUAUAGCAAAUUUUUAAAAUAGAGCAAUUUUCUGCAAUAGGCCAAGAUCUGUUACAACUCUGAGUGUGUUGAGAAGGACUCUUAGCAAUACGAAACCAUGUUUGAGCUCAGUAGCUAUAAAAUCAGAUGACUUGUGUUUAUUUUUGUGUUUUCAAAGGUCAGCUGGCCAUUGCAGAUGUAUAUAAAAUUAGACCGUCACCAACAGGUGCAGAUUUACAUCGAGUUACGACUUUCUAAGGGUUUCUAUCUCAUUUACAGCUGGUGAAGCCGCAACAUUCCUCCUGUUUGACCGUAAACAUCUGAAAGUUUUUAUACCUUCUCAGAUGUGCAAUAAAACAAAUGCAUUCAACACCA